Ictalurus furcatus (blue catfish) is the source of this 2593-nucleotide messenger RNA. It is a transcript of the gene gins2, whose product is annotated as GINS complex subunit 2. Gene Ontology annotation, cellular component: nucleus; GINS complex. The transcript is spliced from 5 exons. Lineage: Eukaryota; Metazoa; Chordata; Actinopteri; Siluriformes; Ictaluridae. The coding region runs from base 1035 to 1595 and encodes 186 amino acids. Gene Ontology annotation, biological process: DNA replication; double-strand break repair via break-induced replication. The record is from RefSeq and is a predicted model, not a curated record.
AAAUCAGUUGCUAAAGAUGAGGGAUAAAGUAAAUACAGUACAGGUAGUUGUAGAGCUUUUGGUGGAUGUGUAGAAACUGUGACACCAAUGAAAUCAAUUUGAUCAACUUUAAAGUUUGUGAUGAUCUUCACCGCUUCUUCUCAGUGAAAAAUUCCUCUUCUGGCUUCAUCGAUUACAGAAAGUAGCAAAAAAUAUUAGAACUAUUAAUAAAACUAGUGUAUAUUAAGACAUUGAUAGUGAAAUAAUCAAAAUAUUUCUAUUGAAACUGACAUUUCUUAUAGCUGAGAACGUCUGAAUGUCAGCUGGAGUCUAGAGACCAACAGGAUAAAGACAAAACUUUUUUUCUUUACUUGGUUCUUUUUCUGUUGUUUACUUCUUUACUGUUUUUUUUUCCUGUUUACUUAUUUAGUCUUUUACUUGGUUCUUUUUCUAUUUUUUACUCUUUUACUCAGUUAUUUUCCUGUUUACUUCUGUUCUUUUUUUUGGUACUUCUUAACUUGGUAAAAAAAAAAUUCAUUACUUUUUUUUCUGUUCUUUAUUUGUUUCCCCCUUGUUUACUUCUUUACUUGGUUCUUCUUUCUGUUUACUUCUUUACUUGAUUCUUAGUUCUUUUCCUAUUUCCAUGUUUAAUUCCUUACUUGGUUCUUUUCCUGUUUACUUCUUUACUUGCUUAUUUUUACUGUUGACUUCUUUACUUGCUUCUUCUUUCCUUAUCAUUUUGUCUUAUUGUCUCAUUUUUAACUCCUCUGGUAUUCUCUUUAAACAAAUCAAAUAACAUACAAACAUUUUCUCUCUCUUUUUUUUGUCCAGCCAGAAACCAUGGGGGCGUAAACUUUUGCACUCCCAGUUGGUCUAGGGUUACGUCGCUGCAGCUCUGUCGCCAUCUGGUGGCGAAAUCGUGCAUGAACUGUAGACCAUGUGACCUGGGACGUCAUCCAACAUGGCCGAAUAACUGGCGGGAAAACAGUUUUAGUUGGUUGCUUGUGAAAUCCGGUGCGAAAAUAUUUAGUUAUUUCUGUCAGUAAAAAAUAAAAAUGGAUCCUUCAGAAGUGGAAUUCCUCGCUGAGAAGGAAAUGGUGAAGAUUAUCCCAAACUUUAGUCUCGAUAAAAUUUAUUUAAUCGGGGGAGACCUGGGACCGUUUAACCCGGGACUGAUGGUGGAGGUGCCCGUGUGGCUGGCACUCAAUCUGAAACAGAGACAGAAAUGCAGAAUCGUUCCUCCGGAGUGGAUGGACGCCGAUAAACUGGAGGAGAUCCGAGAGCAGGAGAGAAGAGAGGAAGCCUUCACCCCGAUCCCCAGCCCUUAUUACAUGGAACUGACCAAGUUACUACUAAACCAUGCUGCGGAUAACAUCCCGAGGGCAGACGAAAUCCGGACUCUGGUCAAAGACAUCUGGGACACUCGCAUCGCAAAACUGCGUCUGUCCGCCGACAGCUUCAUCAGCCAACAGGAGGCUCACGCCAGGCUGGAUAACCUGACUCUGAUGGAGAUCAACACCACACGCACGUUUCUGUUAGAUUCUCUGAACUACAUGUACAAACUGCGCUCCAACCUGCAGCCCGGCUCAGGCCCGGGGAAAUCGCAGGAUUAUUAAUCCGCACCUUCAGGACGUCCACACGGCGCGUCGGUGCCGCAAGGUGACGUUUCCGGCUGCAAAUCGUAGCAGAGUUCAAAAGUAUUUAUUACGGCCGUUCCUCCACGUCGACUUCUUCGCGGACACUUCGGCAGACGAGCGACUGUGGAAAGGCCUGCGGAGGUCACGUGACUGUCUCACCAAGCUGUAGGAGACGUGCGUUUUACUGUGUGUUUAUGAGGGAAAUGUAUUCUUAUUCUACGUUCUCACUGGCGUGACACAAAGGUUCGUUUUUUGCGCGUGUACGCGACAUGGAGACACGGUUUCAUCAACAAGCGACAUUUGAGUUCAGAUUUUCUUGAUUCUGUGCGAAUUAGCUAUGAGGCUGUACAGAGAUACACGAAUUUACCUGUAACUAGUACGGUUUAGCUAAUACAGUUUAGCUAAUACGGUUAGAUUGUUUUGCCAAUCUGCCAAGAAGCUAGUGCGAAGCUGAACACGUAACGUAGUUCAAACAUCCGUUUUUUAGUUCUUCGUUCUCAGGUUACAUUAAUACGUACUAGCUACUUACGCUCACUAGAGUCAGCAGCGAUCUCUGCUGCUUCCUUCCGAGCUUUUUCUUCGUAACUUUCAACGAGAAGUCGUAUCUGACAGGAUUAGGAUGAAACCACGGCUGUUUUUUAUGCGUCAAAGAGGAAACGGGAACUAAUCGAAGGUUAAGAACCGAAGAGGAUCGAUCCGAGGAUUCGUUCGAGCUGAUCGUUUGGAUUUGUCGUAGUUUGCAUAGAAUCGUGUAGAGAAAAGCACAAGUGUACAAAACACUCGCGUGGAAAAUCAACUACACCUGUCGCUCGCUAGUGUGAAUGUCGUUCAUGCGCAUUCGCCCCCUAUUGGACACUUUGUGAACUGCAGUUCUGAACCCACUGAAGUUUAUGGUGAAAUAUGAAAUGUGAAUCUUAUUGUUUAUAAAGAAAAAAAGUGGAAAGGGGGGGGGGAUUAAAACUGUACAUAUGACGUCA